This is a messenger RNA of Aspergillus steynii IBT 23096, 1311 nucleotides long. Its product is annotated as putative CUE domain protein. NCBI's taxonomy places the organism in Eukaryota, Fungi, Ascomycota, Eurotiomycetes, Eurotiales, Aspergillaceae. The record is from RefSeq and is a predicted model, not a curated record. Gene Ontology annotation, molecular function: dioxygenase activity; zinc ion binding. Gene Ontology annotation, biological process: DNA repair; DNA alkylation repair. The coding region runs from base 1 to 1311 and encodes 436 amino acids. The transcript has a single exon. Gene Ontology annotation, cellular component: nucleus.
AUGUCGCUCUUUCCAGAAAUCACCCAGGAAGCCCUUAUCGAUGUGUUGGUCUCCUGUGGAGGCUCGGUCGAGUCGGCUUCGUCUACUAUAGCUGCGCAGUUUGUGUCCAAUCCUCCUAAGAAACGGGCUGUUCUCGGAGGAACGGCGAUUCAAACGUCUCUAACAUCACAUGUUCUGUCGCCUGGGAAAGGACCGUCCGCGCCAAAAGCACCUCGAACCAAGAAAGGGCAAACCCUGCAUCUCUUCGCCCCGGAGGAUAUUGCUGCUCAAACUCCAUGUACGCUGAUUCACAAUUUCCUGCCGGCCGAACAGGCAAAUGCUCUACUUUUGGAACUCCUAGAUGAAUCGAAGCAUUUCUCCAGGUACAAGUUUCAGCUGUUCGAGCGAACGGUGGAAAGUCCUCAUUCGGCCAGUGUGUAUGUGUCUACACCUGAAGAGUACAAACAACAUACAUCUGAGUAUACAUAUGGCGGCACAUAUCGCUCCAAUGUGCGGCAGAUUACUCCUCACAUGCGCGUAGUCUCCGCCAAAGUGCAACGUGCCGUGAAUCAAGCAGUUCGGGACCGGAUCCAGGAUUUUUAUCCGGAUAGUCGGAAGCUCAAAUAUCAAUCUCCCAAAGAAUGGCAGCCUAAUGCAGCAUUUGUGAAUUGCUAUGACGGACCGGCGGAGAGUGUUGGGUACCACUCAGACGAACUAACCUAUCUCGGCCCACGGGCUAUAAUCGGGAGUCUCAGUCUGGGUGUUGAACGAGAAUUCCGGGUCCGAAGGAUUGUGCCUCAUGAUCACGAAGAUGAUGAAGAACAAGACACUCCCAUACCGGGGUUGGAACCGCUUUCCGACUCAAAACGAUCCCAGAAAGCUGCGGAUGCUCGAGCAGAUGCGCAAGGUCAAAUUUCGAUUCAUCUGCCGCAUAAUUCUCUUUUGGUCAUGCAUGCUGAAAUGCAAGAGGAAUGGAAACACGCUAUAACACCGGCACAGACCAUCUCACCGCACGCAUUAUCGGGAAAUCGUCGUAUUAACAUCACCUAUCGGUGGUAUCGCGACUCCUUGCAUCCACGGAACACGCCUCGAUGUCACUGCGGCCAGCAUGCAAUCCUGCGAUGCGCUCAGCGCAGGCGUGAGACAAAGGGCAGGUAUAUGUGGAUGUGUUAUGCCGGAUUUGCACCUGGGAAGAAAACGUGCGACUUCUUCCAGUGGGCCGAGUUUGACGAUGAUGGCGAGCCUCUGUGGAGCAAGGGAGAUGGGGAAGACAAUGCGCCAUUGUUGAGAAACUUCGUAGACGAUGAGACAAAGCAUUGCGCCGAGACUUGA